Messenger RNA from Rhizophagus irregularis DAOM 181602=DAOM 197198, 564 nucleotides. RefSeq lists its product as uncharacterized. The record is from RefSeq and is a predicted model, not a curated record. NCBI's taxonomy places the organism in Eukaryota, Fungi, Glomeromycota, Glomeromycetes, Glomerales, Glomeraceae.
CCCGCUUUUUACGCUUUUUUCCAUUCAACAAUUCAACAAUAUCAAGUAAAAUUCAUAUUAUUCUCAACUCUACAAACAAACAAAUUCUUCAUCUCUAAAUUUAUCUUUUUAAAAAUGUCUUCAGCUGAUACCAAAACUCUCAUCUAUGACACUCUUAAAACAUUAAACGCUUCUACCGAAGAUUCAAAAAACGAUUUUUUCAAUAAGGAUUUUUAUGUCCCCGAUUCUUUUUCUACUUAUUUCAGUGGUGUUAUUUCUGAACAAGAUAUUCAAGAUGCUAUUAAUCAACUUCAACAAGAAAGAAGAAAAGAAUCCGAAAAGAAAGGAAAAAAUAAUCAAACCGAAAAUUCUAAAUAAAGAAACCAGAAAAUUUAUUAAAAAAUGAAACUUUUGAAGUUUUAUAAAUAAUUAGAUAAUAGAUUUGCAUUUUUCAACCAAUUUAAUUCAUAUAUACAUAUCAUACAUAUUUUCACUCUUUACAACACGCAUUAUCACAUUUGUAAUUUUAUACUUUUUGUACGAUACAACUAUCCAAAAAUAUAUAAAAUAGAUUUUUUUUUUUUU